CAAAAAAAAAAAAAAAAAACUGGUCUUCUUCUUCUUCUUCUUCUUCUACUUCUAGAAAAUAUUCUCUGUGAUUAAUCCAAAUAUUUGAUAUUUUUUAUUGGAGAGAGAUCAAGCGGAAAACCCUAAGAAGAAAGGGAAGAUUUUCAAAAUCACAAGUGAAAUUUUUUUGAGAAAGAAAGAAUCGAAAAUUAACAAGGCAUGGGUCAAGCUUUUCGCAAGCUAUUCGAUAUCUUUUUUGGUAACACAGAGAUGAGGGUUGUGAUGCUAGGCCUUGACGCAGCUGGCAAAACAACUAUAUUGUACAAGCUGCACAUUGGAGAAGUUUUAUCAACUGUCCCCACCAUUGGUUUCAAUGUGGAGAAAGUUCAAUAUAAGAAUGUGAUAUUCACAGUUUGGGAUGUUGGUGGACAAGAGAAACUAAGACCACUUUGGAGGCAUUACUUUAACAACACAGAUGGACUGAUCUAUGUUGUUGAUUCUUUGGACCGAGAGAGGAUUGGCAAAGCUAAACAAGAAUUUCAGGCCAUCAUCAACGACCCAUUUAUGUGCAAUAGUGUCAUCUUGGUGUUUGCCAACAAGCAAGACAUGAAAGGGGCAAUGACCCCGAUGGAGGUGUGUGAGGGAUUAGGUCUUUUCAAUCUAAAGAAUCGAAAAUGGCACAUACAAGGGACUUGCGCACUUCGAGGAGACGGCCUCUACGAAGGGUUAGACUGGCUAUCUGGAACUCUCAAGGAGAUGAGAGCUGCAGGGUAUUCGUCACUGGGUUCAUCAACAAUCUAAUGAUCUCUCACAUAUUCGAACUCAGAAGCCAUUUCCUUGCUUAU
Messenger RNA from Hibiscus syriacus, 824 nucleotides. RefSeq names its product ADP-ribosylation factor-like. Gene Ontology annotation, molecular function: GTPase activity; GTP binding. Bases 199 to 780 code for a protein of 193 amino acids. The transcript has 6 exons. Gene Ontology annotation, cellular component: cytoplasm. NCBI's taxonomy places the organism in Eukaryota, Viridiplantae, Streptophyta, Magnoliopsida, Malvales, Malvaceae. The record is from RefSeq and is a predicted model, not a curated record. Gene Ontology annotation, biological process: intracellular protein transport; vesicle-mediated transport.